Messenger RNA from Arabis nemorensis, 1500 nucleotides. NCBI's taxonomy places the organism in Eukaryota, Viridiplantae, Streptophyta, Magnoliopsida, Brassicales, Brassicaceae. The record is from the annotation of a GenBank genome assembly.
AUGGUCUUCAAGACUCCAGGACUUGAACUAGACACCAAGGAGACGCCGCCUUCUGNUGUUCUCGACAACAAAUUGACGAAUCUCAUCGGUCAAUUGGCAGAAGCCUAUCGGAGCAGGUCUCCGUCACCAGUCUCCGGAGGAAAAUCAGAAGAAGAGGAAGUAGAGGUCUCCGAUUCAGCAUGNGAUCCUGAGAAAGAGAUCGACGAGGAAGAGGCUGCAACUCAGCAGCUGAAGGCUGUGAAGCUGGAAAAGAGUCUGGAAAAGAAGAAGGGGAAACAGAUCAAAGAGCACGAAGACUCCGAAUCGAGUGAUUCAGAGGAAGUAGGAGCAGGAUCUGCUGCUGGAGCAGAAUCCAUGACUGGUGAUGUGUCGUUCUCAUCUGACAAGUUCUGCUCAGCCGGUGCAUAUCAAAGGUACUUUGUAUUGAAAAGUCAUGGAAUUAUCGUUGAGAAGCUUGUUGCUUUUGAGGAACAGAAGGAAUUUGAGUACCCAUCUGUGAUAGCUGAAGCUGGAUUUACUCCCACGGUCUCGAUUAGGUCGGGUUAUGAUAGGGAAGUGAUCAACGAGUUUUAUGCUAAUCUAGGCGAUACAGUGGUACAUGAUGGAGGUGCUAUGGUCUUAGUCAGGGGUCACAUCGUGAGGUUCAGUCCUGCUCGCAUUAACAAAUUUCUGAAUAUGUCAGAACUGAGCUCCAAGGAGAGGAAANGGGCUGAAGCACUUGACAAGGUGGAUCCANAAUUUAUUGCUGCUUACCUUAAGGGAGAUGAAUCUCAGAAAAAUGUAGUUCCGACUAUCAGCAAGCGUCACAAGAAGGCUCCGGCUCUGUCCACAGUUCAUCUGUCUCCGAAGUUUGCUGCAUUAGCCAUUUUGGCAGGGUACAACUGGUACCCGACUACUCAUCGGACACACAUUGCUCAGUAUAGAGCUCUGCUUCUAUACAAGUUGGCUCAGAAGGUGCGCGUAGACUUUGGGGCCAUGGUGUUUCAGCAAGUCAUGGCAAUCAGCAAGAUUGAAAGAGAGGACAACAAGCAGCCUGAUUCAAGGAAGUUGGUGUUUCCACAUCUGAUUGCUGGAAUGAUUGAAGAUCAAUGUGGGGCUGUUACUGGUGAGGAUGAUGUUGUGAUGCUACCCUCGUACUACCAGAUGGACGUCAGGACCGAGAAGAAAGAAAUAGGAGGAACUAGGACGUCACUGCGCACUCGGGCCAAAGGAGUUGAAAUAGUCAAAGAGGAGNUNUUAACCAAGANGAGGUCUCAGCCGCUACUGAUUCAGCAUGCACUACCGAAAAAAACCAAGAGAGAGCCAGAACAGUCAAAGCCAUCCAGAUCAGCUCCAUCAACCUCAGCAAUUGAUGUGUCACUUGGCCACAUCAGUGUGCCUCAAGGGCAGUCAAGUCGGAGGGUGAUCAACAAGGCGCUGUACCAGAUCACGUCUGUCCUGCAUCAGCUGUCAAGGAUAGUUCAAGAUGUGCACCAAGCCAAUCACAGUAAGUUCUCGUGA